AUGCCGACUGUUCUUAAAUUAAUCGAUUAUCUUGAUAUUUAUACAUAUCCAUAUGGGAAAGCAAAUACAACUGUUAUUAAUGGCAAAUACGAGUUCACUUGUCAGCAUCAAUAUUAUGAAUGUUAUGGUAACAAACUGCAUGCGUGCGCUAUACACGCUCUGAGAGAUGUGAAUAGAUACGUACGCUAUAACGCCUGCCUGAUGGACCGCUCGCAGCGACUCUGGGGCUCGGAUGAUGACGCCGUUGAUCAAUGUGGAAAUAAAUUAGGAGUAGAUUCGAAUGCUAUCAAAAUAUGUGCCAAAGGAAACGAGGGGUCGGCGUUGCUGAAUGAUUAUGGUGUGGAAAGUAAAAACCUGAUUUUGAAACAUGUGCCCCACAUCUGUAUCAACGGGGUGCCGGUUGAGAUGAAAGAAGACUUGAUGCAGACACUUUGUGAUGUUUUCAAUAAUAUACCAAAAGCUUGUUAA
Messenger RNA from Achroia grisella, 468 nucleotides. RefSeq names its product gamma-interferon-inducible lysosomal thiol reductase-like. The record is from RefSeq and is a predicted model, not a curated record. The transcript is spliced from 3 exons. Lineage: Eukaryota; Metazoa; Arthropoda; Insecta; Lepidoptera; Pyralidae. Gene Ontology annotation, molecular function: oxidoreductase activity, acting on a sulfur group of donors, disulfide as acceptor. Bases 1 to 468 code for a protein of 155 amino acids.